This is a messenger RNA of Salarias fasciatus (jewelled blenny), 4059 nucleotides long. RefSeq names its product coiled-coil and C2 domain containing 1B (gene cc2d1b). The transcript has 24 exons. The coding region runs from base 398 to 3061 and encodes 887 amino acids. Gene Ontology annotation, molecular function: DNA-binding transcription repressor activity, RNA polymerase II-specific. The record is from RefSeq and is a predicted model, not a curated record. NCBI's taxonomy places the organism in Eukaryota, Metazoa, Chordata, Actinopteri, Blenniiformes, Blenniidae.
CAGGUAAGCGCUCCGCUUCUCCUCUCACGACGCGCACAGCUCCGCCAAACGCUCCCCGGCGGCGGCGCGGACACCCCGCUCCACGUCGGCCCAGUAACUUUUUGUGCGCCGCCUGUUUAGGAAACCUGGCUAGCUUGAGGCUAACUCGGCUAACCGUCAGUCGGCAGCUCGGUGUCACACACACACACACACACACACACACACACGCACACUUAUAUACGUACACGCACGCGCACGUGCACGCAGCUGGAUGUUUGGGAGCCACCUGACAACCGCUCACAUGACUCCAGCUGGCUCCUCACACACCGAGCAGAUUCCCUGAGCGCGCUCUGCUGUGUUUCCUGAGGUGUCGAGGAGAUCCACAAACAACAACAACAACAACAGCAGCAGCAGCAGCAUGUUUGGGAGGAAGAAGAGAGCAGCUCAGCCCAGAGGCCAGGGAGCUGCUGCAGCCAAGCAGAUGGGUCUGUUCAUGGACCCCGAGGACAUGAUGGGGAUGGAGGAGAACCUUGACGACCCGGACCUGGAGGCUGAACUUGAUGCCAUCACCGGAAACAAAGCUGCUGCAGGAGGGAGGAACAGGCCCAAGGGGAAAAGUCCUCUGCCCAUGGAAGACAUCGCCCGGAUGGCUGACGAGUGCAUGAGAGACGUGGACGACGACGAAGACGACGAUAAUGUCGAGGAUGACGAAGACUUGCUGGCGGAGCUGCAGGAAGUGGUCGGUGAGGAGGAGGAGGAGGCCGAGGAUGUUUCCUCCUCCUCGUCCGCCGUCACGGAGCCUUCUCAAUCUGAGACAGCCGAGUCUCCAGUGUCGCAGCAGCAGGAAGCCAAAGCGUCCUCGGCGUCCUCGGCGUCCUCGGCGGCCCCCGGCACCCUGCAGCACACCCUGGAGGAGAGAGCCGCCAUGUACAGGACGGCCCUGCACAACGCCAAGACCUCAGGGGAGACCUCCAAAGCCAGGAGAUACGACCGGGGCCUGAAGACUUUGCAGUCGAUGCUGGCUGCAGUGAAAAAAGGUCGGCCCGUGAACGAGGCGGAGAUUCCUCCACCUGUGGCCACUGGAGCAGCGACCGCCGCCGCCCCGACCGCCCCGCCGACCGCCGCCGCCUCGAAGCCCACCGUUCCUGCGAGACCGCCACCUGCUGUGCCUCCCCGGCAAAAGCCGGCCUCGUCCCCGCCGCCCGCGGUGCCGGUCGUCGUCACGCCGAGCGGCGAGGAGGAGCCGUCGCCCUCGGAGACCCCGCCCCCUCCGAGCGGCCUGCCAACUCCAGAGGAGCCGACCGAAGAAGCAGCCGGGCUCUCGGCGAGCGGUCAGACCAGCGCCAACGAUGCGACGAAGACGAUGCUCCUGGAGCGGCAGAAAGAGUACAAGAUGGCCGCUCUGAGAGCCAAGAAGCAUGGAGACGUGGAGCAGGCCAGGGUUUUCCUCAAGACCAGCAAGAGGUUCGACGCGGUGGUCGAGGCUCUGGAACAGGGGCAAGCGGUGGAUCUGAGCGGCCUGCCGCCUCCUCCAGCUCAGGGAGGAAGCCCGGCCUCAGAGAGAGAAUCUGCCUCGGGGCAAAACGCUCCGGUCACCAAACCGGCCGCCGCGGCUCCAGCUCCCGCCGCCGCCUCGACCCCCGCGGCCCCCAAGGACGUGCUGGAGGCCCUGGAGCAGAGACGAGCCAAGUACGCCGAGGCGUCCGCCCAGGCCAAGGCCGCCGGCGACGACCGCAAGGCCCGCAUGCACGACCGCAUCGCCAAGCAAUACCAGAGCGCCAUCCGGACACACAAGUUGGGAAAACCGGUCAACUUCGACGAGCUGCCGGUUCCUCCGGGUUUUCCCCCGAUCCCCGGUCAGAAGGCGGCCGGCGCCGAGCAGGGCUUCAUCAGCGCGCUGGAGACGGCCAGCAAGCUGGCCUCCGCCGACCUGACCGCGGCUGCAGACGAAGACGACGACGAAGAGUCAGCACCUUCCGAGCCAGAGCAGCCGAGAAAGCCGUCGCUGGACGCCGCCUCGGCCGGCCGGGCCGGGAAGACGUCCCCGUCAGCCUCCCCCGACAGGAGCAGCGCCGCAGGAGGACUCUCGCCCACAGCGCUGCAGCAGCUUCACUUCCUGGAGGGCCGGAAGAAGCAGUACCUGAAAGCAGCGCUGCAGGCCAAGCAGAGGAACGACAUGGAGCAGGCCAAGGCCUUCCUCCGCACCGCCAAGGGCUUCGACCCCAUGAUGGAGGCGGCGCGCAGCGGCCAGGCGGUGGACAUCAGCACGGUGCCGUCGCCCCCCGGCGACGAGGACGAGGACUUCAUCCUGGUCCAUCACAGCGACGUGCAGAUCUCUGAGAAGGCCGAGGAGGUCUACGCUCAGCUGGUCAAGAUCCUGAAGGAGCAGCGCGAGAAAUGUUUGACUCACUCCAAGCAGUUCACCCACCUGGGGAACGUCGGCGAAACUACAAAGUUUGAGAAAAUGGCAGAAAGCUGUAAGAAGAGUCUGGAAGUGCUGAAGCUGGCUCAGUCCAGAGGCCUGAAUCCCCCGAAGCAUCACUUCGAGGAGAGGUCGUUUCACACCGUCAGGAUCUUCCCCGAGCUGAGCAGCACUGAGAUGGUCGUUGUUAUCGUGAAGGGGAUGAACCUUCCUGCUCCCAGUGGAAUCCAGACCAACGACCUGGACGCCUACGUCAAGUUCGAGUUCCCCUACCCGAGCGCGGAGCAGCCGCAGAAACACAAAACGGCCGUCGUCAAGAACACCAACUGCCCCGAAUACAACCAGAGCUUCACGCUGUCCAUCAACCGGAACCACCGGGGCUUCAGGAGAGUGGUGACGUCCAAAGGCCUCAAGCUGGAGCUGCUGCACCGAGGAGGCUUCCUGCGGAGCGACAAGCCCAUCGGCUCGGCCCUGGUGAAGCUGGACAAGCUGGAGUCUCUCAGCGAGAUCAGGGAGAUCGUGGAGGUGAUGGACGGCCGCAAAGCCACCGGCGGGCGCCUGGAGGUGAAGGUUCGACUCCGGGAGCCCCUGAGCGGCCAGGACAUGCAGACGAGCACCGAGCGCUGGCUGGUCAUCGACCCGUCGCAGGUUCUCGUCUGAAAGCUCCUGAAAAGCCCCAGAGCGUCACCAGACUGAAGGCGGUCGGCGGCGAGCAGGAGGAGGCGGACGACGACGACGUGUUGGAUACGCUGGACUCGAACCGACUCGGGUCUUCAACUUGUGACUUUUGCAACGUUUUGCACGACAUGGCGAGCUCCCUCUCCAGCAGAGGGGAUCUCUCAGGUGACCUUCGCUGGUCGCUCAGUCCUAUACCCCAGACCGAGCGUCCUGCUCCUCGUCGCUCGGCGCCGGCUCUCCAGCUGCACCUAUGCACUAAUACCAAAGUAAUCACUGUUGCUGUAAAAUCCUGCGUAUUUGAAAUCGCCUUUAGCUGCCAAAACACGCCGCCGGACGGGUGUGUGUGACCGUAUCCGCCCAGCCUGGACCGAAAGAGGAGGAGACGACGCUGCACCCGGUCCCGACACGCUCAUUUAAGUUCUACUGAACGUGUUCACUGGGAGAACACACUCGCUCUGCAGGCUUCAGGCCACACGGAUCCGUUCACACCGGCGAGCACAAAGCUGAAAGCAGAACCAGGCCGGAGCCGCGCCGGCCGGAGGACCGUCACCAACAGAUUCCCCUUCCCAGCCUGCCUCCCAGGACGUGAGAGUCAGGACAGCUGCUUCCCCGCCUCCCCUCUUUAAGCUAACAUUGACACACACACACACACACACACGUCUCGGAUUAAACGAGUUUAAAGCACUCGUCAGUCCUCACAGGUGCAUCUCAGAAAUUCACUGAAUCGUUUCUACUCUGUCGUUUUCAUUUGCUGCCGUGUGAUUGGUCAGUUCUCCGGUUACAUCACUAUGGCGUUCCUAACAAAGUGCUGCUAGCUGUUCACACACACACUCACACACACACACACACACAUAUAAAUCCAGAAUAAUUAAAAUAAGUGGUUAAAUAAUAUAUAUUUCUAAAACACAGAUAGUUAGAAACCACAGAAAAUAUGUCGAUUGAAAUUCUAAAAGAUGAAAAGUUUUGGUUUUGUUUGUGUU